Molecule: messenger RNA, 4922 nt
Organism: Mugil cephalus (flathead mullet)
Lineage: Eukaryota; Metazoa; Chordata; Actinopteri; Mugiliformes; Mugilidae
Gene: lrrc3ca
Product: leucine rich repeat containing 3Ca
Exons: 2
Coding region: 799-1593 (264 amino acids)
Molecular function (GO): protein binding
Source: RefSeq, a predicted model, not a curated record
GAAAGCCAAAGAUCCACAGCCCUGGGAGCCAGGCUCCAUGUUUGAAACAACAAGCUUCAGAUCAAACAUGAUUAGAGCUUGAGCACUGCACCUUGUGUAUGAGAUCAUUUCUGUGUGUGUGUGUGUGUGUGUGUGUGUGUGUGUGUGUGUGUGUGGGAGGGGUGCACCUUCACUUCACUGGCACCUGGUCCACAUCAAAUGUACCUCACACACUGCAAUCAACUGAUGCAUGUGAAUGAAUGAGCGCCAUCAGUCAUGUGCCAUUACACGAUCGCACCCCAACACACGAUCCAGCCACCGCUGCCUGUCGCCCGUGCGUAAUUGCAUUGCGCGCAACCUUCUUGUGAUUUUCUAAACCGCGAAGUAACACAAUGUUUCGUCACACAUGUGGAUCGGAGCCGCUCUGACACACCGCCAUCGGCGGCAGGGUUAGCCCCGGCGCUGCCUACCUGCCAAUUCGGGCAAUGUUGCCCAGUUUUCUGGUUGCGUGGAAACUAAAAGGCUGCACUGAGCGAGCCCCGAAGUGCAGGAGCAUUUCCAGCGGCGCGGUUGCCAGAGCGGCUCUCGGCACAAGUUUAACAAGCUGGAGUGAGGAAUUGACGGAAGCGAACCUAAAUAUUGACAAAAUCGUUUACUGGGCUGCGCAUCGAUCAGCUGGACCGUUGUUUCGCCCAGAAACGCGUCAUGGAAGCGGGGAGAGGAAGAGCGACUGAAACGUUCAACAAUUAUUGGGGAGGUUGAUGCAGACUACAACCACAAGCCCAGGCGGUCCUCCCUGGAGCAUGCCCGUGACCCACAAUGCCCCUACUUGCAGACUGGCUACUACGCCACUCAGUGGUCAUGUGUUUACUGUUGCAUAGUUUGGUGCUGAUGACCUUCUGCUUCCAUCAUGCCGCCACCAGUUGUUCCAAGAGCUGCUACUGCUCUGAGAGCGAGAGCGGCGGCAAGACAGUGCGCUGCAGCAACCUGCAGCUCACAGAGAUCCCGCAGGACAUACCCAACGACACAAGGCGUGUCUACCUGGACUACAACCUCUUCACCACGGUUCCUUCAAACGCGUUUGCAGGUUUACCCCACCUGGUUGAACUGGACCUAUCACACAAUGAGUUAACCCAGCUAGAACCAGGGGCAUUCAGAGGCCUGGGCUCCACACUACAGUUCCUAGACCUGUCCUCUAACAAGUUAGUGAACUUCAGCCCUGCGGCCUUUGAGGGCCUGCGAGCUCGCGCCAACCUCACAAACAAUCCAUGGCAUUGUGACUGCAAUUUGCAGAUGGCCAUGCCCCAUGUGGACCUGGAGCCUGCGUCACUGACGGGCAUUGUGUGCCAGACUUCUGAUCCUGAGGAAAUAGGAGUUCAAGGACUUGCCUUCCUGUUGGCACCGGACAUAGACCUGUGUGUGGUGAUGAAGAGGACUACAGACGUGGCCAUGCUGGUUGUCAUGUUUGGCUGGUUCACCAUGGUCAUCUCCUAUCUGGUCUACUAUGUCAGGGCUAAUCAGGAGGACGCACGCAGACACCUGGAGUAUCUCAAGUCAUUGCCCAGCAGACAGGGCAAGUCAGAGGAGUCUUCCACCAUCAGUACUGUAGUAUAGGACUGAUGGGGAUACACCUGCUAAGUCAGGCGGGAACGCAACAAAGUUCAACCUGCACCCGCACGAUCGUCAUCAGUGUCAGUUUUUCCCAGCUGUUGUCACGGAGCCAAGUUGGGCAGUAAAACAUGUGUCUGCACAAGAAAGCCCGGCAGAUGCAACCUGGCCCAGAUGAAUAAUUGAUUUUUCAGCAGCCCAUUAGGAGGAUUUUUGUUGGCUGAGUUAAUGGUCUAGUCCGUGGGAGUCUGAGGGAGUAAAAGCGGUGGCUCGUUUUUGGUGAACUCCAAAUAUGGGAUACAAAUGGGAUUUAUCCAGUGGUGCAUGCACCUUGAUGCUCCUCUUGCUCACGCGCAGCGGGACAAGGCAUCACUGCAAUGUCAGACACUGUGUGCAGCAGCUUUCACGGUAUUCACUAAUAUAGUACAAGAAAAAUUAUGUUUUCCAUUUUAAGUGUAGUUUAUUUGGGGGGCUUCUGUCACUUACCUCAGUCACUAAUGUUCAGCUUGCUCUGGCAGUGUGUUAGACGAACGUGUAAUGAGCAAGUCAUCAGAUAUUAUUGAUAGCAGCUAGCUAAUGUACUAGAGCUCAGUACUCAUCCACAUCUAAGCUGGCCUUGUAUGUUAACAGUAUUUGACAGGAAACCCCAGUGAGAUAACUAAAUGAUACUGACUAUACCAUACAGUUGGCCUUUAGAGAUCUUUCUGGUUGCUAAUGCUCAUAAACACACGCACCCUUUUCGUUUUGCCUUCUGAUAUGUUCGUCCAUGUCUUUCCGUUGCCACUGAAGGUUAGAGUCUAUAGGUUUGUCAAUAGGUUAGUAUGAAAAGUACCAAGACAUCAAGACACAUGAAAUGGAACGAGAGGAGGGAAAGCCUUCUAAUCAAGGAUGCAGUUUUCAUAUUCUGGCAGGAAAAGCCCUUUAGCAAACAUUCAUUAACUCUCACCUCUUCACCAACAGUGAUUAAGGGAAGACAGAGGAAUCCUUCAUGAUCAUCCCCAGUUAACUACACUGAGCCUCUGCUUCUGUGCUGUUUUUCAUUCGCUCUCUUUCCUUUAAUAAGCAGCCAGGGUGUCUAUGGGGAUCUUAUUGUCUGAUGCAGUCACUCUCACGGCUUUUCAAAAUAACAUUUACAAGGCUGUGACCUACUGGUGCAUUUAAAGAGCACCAGGGCUGUGAAUCUCCUGUUUCACCAGAGCGUGGCAAAGAAGAAGAUCCGUUUGACCACCAAAAGGGAAAUGUAUCGCAGUGCAGGGAUAAUUUAAUUCAUAACGAAUUAUGCUCUAAAAUGUAUUUUCCUUAGAGCAAGGUAAGAAUAGCAGAGUGCAGUGCUGAAUAAUGAAAUCUGAUGUCUAAAAUGAGGGAAAUGUUUUGUCAACAAGGGCUUCCCUAUGUCAGACACACAAAUGCCUCCGGAGCAGAGUGAGACCAAUGAAUCAUUUAUGAUGGCCGUAAAAAAAAAAAAAAAACAUUUGAGCAGAAAGUCUGGGACUGCUCCCAUCAUCUUGCGUGACCCAGUUCUCGAGGAGAAAUUAAGGGAGAAAGCCGCAGGGGAUCAUCUGCCCCCUUCUCCGGUUCCUGUCUCACAGUUGGGUAAAGCACUUCCCAGAUGCCCCUGGGCUGCUUGGUGAGGGUCCGCCUCAUCCUCAAACUGCCUCUUUCCCAAAGGCAGCACUUAGUCUUUAAAGAAUAGUCUGAUAUUUUAGGAAAAAAAACAUUUAUGGUACUUUCUGGCCAAGAGUUAGAAAUGAAGAUUAAUGCUGCUUUCAGGGAGAUAUUGAAAAAUAAAGUAAAUGUGAAGCUGGAACUAUCAGACAGUUAGCAUGGAGACUGGAACCAAGAGAAAGUUAUAUCUAUAUAUUUAAUCCGUACAAAAGCCAGAGGGUAAAAACUAAAGUUUGAGUUAUGUGCCAGAUUAUUGCGGCCUUCAAAUGGAAUUGUGUUGUUACAGUAAUUUAUAUUUAUAUAAUGAAAAGACGGCUGUGUCUUUUCAUUAUGCCACUGCGUUUCCCACAGUACAUAACUCCUAGAUUAGCUUGAUAAAUUGUUGGCCUCAGUGGCUUCUAGACACCAACAGUUGCCUUGUAGUUUUUUUGCUGCAAUGCUCUCACGACCUGCAGGGCUGAUAUUGUCAUGUUUAAAGGUUAGGUUGGACCCCAGUGCAGGGGGGAGGCGGGAGCAGGAAAUCCGUCAAAAAGGAACAAAAAAGCGGAUAACCCUCAGAUAAGGAAAAAUUCAGUUUACAGUCAAAAUUGAAUGAAUCCAUAAACGGAUUUAUUCCAAAAACAGGUCUGAAGUGGAGAUCAGGUGUGUCUGCAGUCAGUCACCAGGAAACAACGUCCAGUAACACAAGCCUCCUGAUUAGGCCACAGUAAAAACUGGGACAGAGGCCACAGACAUAACAGAUACUACUUGAAAACUGAGCAUUUGUUCUUCACAACUAGCGAGCACGAGCUAAAGGACUCCAUUCGAAGGUCGCAUAAUUCUUGGCUCAGGGACAAGUUAUUGGUGUCUAGAGUUACUUAGUUGUAUUAGAGGGUGCCUGUGCACAGAUUUUGUGAGCUUUGUGCUCUCUAGAUUGACACGAUAUAUGAAAGGUUGGUGCUUCAGCACGUAAUGCACGUUGCACUGCUACAAGGUCCAAGUGUGAAUUUGUAGCUUCAUAUCUUCGGUUUUCAUUGAAAAUGACCUUCAGCCACGGUUUCUCUUUCACUAGCAGUCUAAACACAACAUUAGACAGAGCCAGGGUAUUACUACGGUACUACACUGGUGCCAAGUAGAGCUUUAAGAUGCAGAUCUACCCACUUGUUGGCCGUGUCAAAAAAAUCUGGAACUAUUGGUUGUUGUUGUUGUUUAGCUGUGCCCCUGAAGGCUGACCCAAGAACCAGGAUUAAUUAUUCGUGCCUCUCUCUUGUUAAUGUGUUUUCUUUCCAUGUUCGCGAAUUUUGCGUUGGAUUAUACUUUUCCGAAUGAAUCCAACCUUCCAGCCGAUUGGUAUUUGACAUAUCCUCAACAUCAGCAUAGAGGAGGGACGCGCUAUAGGCUUGUUGGAGGGAUGCAUGCAAACAUGCUGCCUUAGCCUCCUCGGUUGAAUGUCUUUAAUCCUUCAGUGUACUCAGAAGGAAAUCUACACAAGGACAACAGUGCGCUGCCGUCAGUUGUUUCCCCUCUAUGAUAGGCUAAGCUAAUGGGCAGCUGGAUCUGGCAUACGUUCAUGGAAAUGGUAACAGUCUUCUCAUUUAACUAACAACAAGAAAGCAGAUAAAAGCAGUUUCUGGAAUGUUGAACCGUUUCUUUAAGAAAAAUGUAAGAAAAGAUUAAAGACUUUAAAAAUA